Penicillium maclennaniae is the source of this 1452-nucleotide messenger RNA. RefSeq names its product DNA replication factor Cdt1 C-terminal domain-containing protein. The coding region runs from base 1 to 1452 and encodes 483 amino acids. NCBI's taxonomy places the organism in Eukaryota, Fungi, Ascomycota, Eurotiomycetes, Eurotiales, Aspergillaceae. The record is from RefSeq and is a predicted model, not a curated record. The transcript has a single exon.
AUGCCGCGCACCACAAGGCAGAGCCUGCAGGCCCAACCUGCCAUCCAAGUCUUCGCCAGGGCGACCAAGGCCGGUAUCGUACCACAGUUGCCCGGAAAGCCAACUGUCACCCUCCCCGGCAAGACCGUCUCAUUACCUGCUUCCCCCUCGAAGAAGCGAAAGCUGCAGGAGGUCGAGAAUGUCGUCGCUCCCCGACAGCCCACCGAGGAGGAAGCCGAGAGCCCCUCGAAGACUCUCAAGCUCAGCCAAUUGACUGUCAACUCACCACGUAGUGGUCACUAUGCUACGCCCAAGCGAACCCCCAGUCGUCGAACCAGUUCCCCAACCAAGAUCAACGAGUCACCCGCGACCCCUGGCACCCCCUCGAAACAAUCAAAACUCAACUUUACACCCGUUCGUGAGGAGCCAAAGCUUGCACCGCGCGCAAAAUGUGUCAAUGAGUUCUUGGACCUUCACUCCGCCUUCGUGAAGGCUCUUUCUAUCCACGCAGCACACAACGGUCCGAAAACCCCUGCAGACCUCAGAGAAUUCCUUCCCAGCGUCACCCGUAUUUGGAGGAAGCGCAAGGUGCAGACUAAGGACGUGCAGCGUCUGCUUUGGGUGUGGGAUCAGAGUGUGAACGCCAAGGAUGUCUCUUACCGUCUUGCAAACUACGGACUGGGCAAAAUUUGCAUCGAGCGAACAGUGCAGUUGGAGGUACAGCCUCCGGCUCUGCAGGACGCGUUCGAGCAGGCACUUGAUCUCCUCUGGGCGCAGACUGAAGAGUCUUUGCAGCAAGUUACCGAAGAAGACCGUCCGUCUCUGUUCCUGGAGACUCUCGAUCUCGCUGUCAUCCACGAGUCUCUCACUCCCUUCACCGCGUUCCAAAAGGGUCAGCAGCGACUGCAGGACUUGCGAGGAGGUGUUCUUCGCAUGAAGGCCGAGAAGCUGCGCUCGGAGAUGGAGAAGACCGGCUCGAAACCAUUGGCUGCCACCAGCAGCCGUCGUCAAGGGCUCCUGGAUCGCAUCAAGAACAAGGAGCUGAUUCAGUCUAAGCUGCCUCCUCCACCGUCCAAAAAAGAGGUUCUCCGUCGUUCUGCUGCGGACCGAGUGGAGGAAGUUGCCAACAUCCUGGCUCUUCUCCGCCCCUCUGGAUAUGUAGGCACCGGCAUCAAGGCUAUGCUGGCCAACCAGCGCAAGCCCUUCCAGCUCGAGACUAUCGUGCAGCACGUGCGACAUUCGGUCCGCAACCCAAUAUCGCGUGAAGAGGUUGAAACCUGUAUCGAAAUUCUUGCGGAGCCUCACAUGGCUGGCCACUGGGUCGGUAUUGUUACCAUCAACGAAAUGCGUUCGGUGGUGUUGAAGUCCUGCAAGGACACUGCAUCUAAGGAAAUUGGGUCCAAAGUCUCCCAGAUGAAGGCUGACUGGGACAAGACUGGCUCUUGUGUGCAGACUCCCGUCCUUAUCGUUUAA